Messenger RNA from Strongylus vulgaris, 567 nucleotides. The record is from the annotation of a GenBank genome assembly. Lineage: Eukaryota; Metazoa; Nematoda; Chromadorea; Rhabditida; Strongylidae.
AUCUGGUGCCUACUUUUACAUCGGCCAGAGGUUGUACGCUGUCUUUGCGCAUUUUCUGAUCAACCGGUAGCUUUCGCUCUUGUCCUUUCAAGACUGGCAAAAUCAUUAGCUCGAGAGUCCCACGAUUGGUUCUUCUAUGAGGAAUCACUGCAGAGACUUGCCGAUUCUCUUUCCGGUUCAGCAGUUUCCCUGGUUGAUAAGGUUCAUCGUACCUCACCGAAUAAAGCUUAUCAGCUACUAUGUCAGCCGUUAGAAGGAUUUCAUGGCGCCACGCUAUCACAACUUGCAUUUCAGUUUAAUAUUCGGGGCCUCGUAGCACAUGAAUCCUGCCAACGAUGGGUACAUAGACUGUUAUAUGGACAGCUGCAGACUUGCUCUUCGUCAUUUUUACCGAGAUGGUUGAAGACCUUACUGGCAGCCGUAUUUAUUUUACCCAUUCGAUGGUGGAUAUGUGUACGAAGCAAUCUUUCCAUACAUUCUGGAUUCGAAAAGAAAUCGCCUACUGCGGCUCUACUUGAAAUGGGUCGACAGCCAAAACGAGUUCGAGCCAUCUCUACCUAUAGGUAG